AUGGCUUCCCCGCAGACAACACAGGCCAUCGCCUCGGGCGACCUCGUCGACCUCGUCUCCUCCUCGGGCAAAGCGACCAUCUACCCCUCCGACGACACCCUCCUCGCCGUCCUCCACGCCCGCUUCCGCGCCGACCUCCCCUACACCCGCAUCGGGCCCACCGCCCUCGUCGCUGUCAACCCGUACAAAAGCCUCGCUAGUACGAGCGACGCCAGUGCGCAGGAGUAUGUCGAGCGGUGUUAUAGGGAUACCACCCCGGUGGGUGUGGGUGUGGGUGGGCCACGGCCGCUCCAGCCGCAUGUGUAUGAGAUGGCUGCGACGGUGUAUAUGCUUAUGCGCAGGCGGGGCGAGAGCCAGCGUGUCCUUGCUCGCGGCAUCACCGGCUCAGGCAAAACCACCUCCCUCCGCCUGCUCACCACCCACCUCCUCCGCCUAUCCACACACACGAAAAAGGAGCACAAGCUCGCUGACCAAAUCAAAUCCCUCCACAUUGUCCUAGACGCUUUCGGCAACGCCAAAACUCUAAUGUCGCCCAACGCCUCGCGGCACGGCCGGCUGCUCGAGCUGCACUUCACAUCCACCGGCCGCAUCGCAUCUGCAAAAGUCCUCACGUACGCACUGGACAAAGCGCGCUUAGUCUCCCUCGCACACGAAGAGCGCACGUACCACGUGUUUUACCAGCUCCUCGCCGGCGCGACGCCAGCGGAGCGGGAUACCUAUCAGCUGGAAGAUCCGUCGGAGUAUGCGCUGCUAGCUUCGUCCGGGUGCUACAGGCUCCCCGCGGGCCCGUUCAGCGACGACGCAGCGGGGAUGGGCGAGCUGCGCGAUGCGCUGCGGGUGCUGGGGUUCAAGCCGAAACAUACAUCAGCGAUAUUCAGCGUGCUCGUCGCGGUGCUCUUACUAGGCAACCUCGAAUUCGCCGACGGCGACGCGCACGACACCUCCGCGCACGUGGUGAACGCGCACGUCCUGGAACACGCCGCGCGCCUGCUGGGUGUCCCGCCCGACGAGCUGGGGCAGGUUCUGACGAACCGGACGAGUUACGUGCGCAAGGAGCUGUACACUGUCUUGCUUAAUGCCGAGCAGAGCGCGAGGCAGCGCGAUGGGCUUGUAAGGGACUUGUAUGCGAUUUUGUUUGCGUUUAUAGUGGAGACGUGUAAUCACCGCCUUGCACCACUAUCCACGGACCCUCCGCCCCACGCGCAAAUUGCGAUACUGGACCAAGCGGGAUUCCAAAGCCGGGGUCCAUCCGGGACGAGCUCGAUGUCGCUCUCAGGUGCACAACCGCUGAUAUCCGCGUACGGACCCAACACGUUCGAUGAAUUCACCGUCAACUUCUGCGACGAGCUCGUGCAUUCGUAUGUGCUGCGGCACGUGUUUGACGAUAGUGUCGGUGCGAACGCGGGGAUGGUGCGGGAUGGGGUUGGCGGGGUGUUGCCGCAGGUGGAUGUGAUGGACAACGGGGCGUGUGUGGAGAUGCUGCGCGGGGCGGGGUUAGGCGAGAGAGCGGCGCGGAAGCCGGGGGGCAUGUUGGGUGUGCUGGGUAAAGCCUGCGCGGCGUAUAAAUCGGGCAAAGAGAAAAAUGGGGAGAACAGGGACGAGGAGAUGGUCGCCGAGCUCGCCGCCAAGUUCAGCGUGCAUUCGUCGUUCUCCGCUGGUGGACAGCAGGAGAGAAGGCAGUUUGGUGUGAACCAUUAUGCGGGGAGUGCGAGCUAUGAUGCGCGUGGGUUUGUAGAGAAAGACGCGGACUUGCUCGAUUCGGCGUGUGUUGCGCUCCUGCGCGGUUCCGCGGAGACCUUUGUCGCGAAAUUGUUCUCCGGGCCGAGUCUAGCGGCCGAGCGGCACAGUAAAGACGAGACCAUCGUCGUCCAAGCGCAAGUCUCCUCCCGUCCACUCCGUGCGCCUACCUCGCUCCCCCAGGAACCCGACUCCGAGCAGCAGCAGCAGCAUCCGAGAUUGGAUCCAGGGAAAACGUACCCCGUGACCACACAGCUCAAUAUGACGCUAAGCGACAUCUUCAACGCGCUCGACACGCUUAAUGGGCCGUCGUCUCCGACACCGCUGUUCACUAUAACAUGUCUCAGACCGAACGACUCGCUCUCGCCCAACUCGUUCGACAAGCGGCGGAUAAAAGCCCAAGUCCGCGCGCUGCUCCUGCCGGACCUCGUCGCGCGGCGGUCCGCAGCGGACUUGCCUGUGACGUACACGCGCGAGGCGUUCUGCGAGCGGUAUGUCCCGACGAUGCGCGGGGAUACGGGGGAAAGGGUGAGGCAGUGCGCGCGGGCGAAUGGGUGGGUUGAAGAGCGGGAUUAUGUGCUUGGCGAGGAGAGAGUGUGGGUUGGGUAUGGCGCGUGGAAGGGUGUGGAGGAUGCUGUUAGGGCGCGGGAGAGGGAGGCGGAGGGCGGGAGGGGUAGUGCGGAGGAUGAGUUUGGUGGGGAGGCGGGGUAUGUGGAUGAUAAUAAUACGGAUUAUACGCAUGGCACGGCGGAGGGCGGGAACGGGAACGGGCUGGCACCGCCGUCGGGCUAUUUUGGGGAUAGCGCGGAUAAUUUGUUGGUUAGUAGGACAGGCGCGGAUGGUGCGCGGUAUCAUGAUGCCAAUGCCCAUUAUGGCGAGGGCGGGCUGAGGACGCCGAGGACGCCCAAGGGAUACGCCGACGCGGACGACGCGGGCGUAUGGGGGUCCGAGUACGAGAACGAACACAAAGGGUCGCCUGAGAUACUGCCUUACGGUAGCAACGCCAACAACGGCGGAAACAGCGGAACGAAGGAGAUGGUGAUCAAAGACGCGCCGAAUGCGGUGGAGGAGCUGCCGACGACCACAUCGCGCCGCUGGUGGCUGCGCCUCGUCUGGCUCACAACAUGGUGGAUCCCAUCCCCGCUCCUGCGCCUCCUCGGGCGGAUGAAGCGCCCCGACGUGCGUCUCGCGUGGAGAGAGAAGGUGACGAUCUUCUGGCUCAUCUUCCUCUUCAACGCCAUCGUCAUAUUCUACAUUGUCGAGUUUGGAAGGCUGCUUUGUCCGCGGUUCGAUAAAGUCUGGAGUAUAGGCGAGGUGAAUGAGCAUCAGGGCGAUGAGGACUUUUGGGUCGCGAUUCAGGGGACCGUGUACGACGUGUCGAAUUUCGUGCAUGGCGAUCACAGUAACGGCUACUUUGGCAUCAAAUCCAACUCCCCGGACGUCCUAUCGCAAAUGGCCGGGCAGGACCUGACAUACUACUUCCCGCCCCCGCUAUCGCUAGGCUGCGCGGGGUUGGUGAACAACGGGCAGGUUGCGCUGCAGAGGCAGAACUGGACCGACUUUGCACCGCUCGCGCAUCACGUCAGCGGCGCGCUGCAGACGCAGGCGCCGGAUAUGGAGAACGAGCGGUGGUAUGUGGACACGUUUUUGAAGGUGAUGAAGCCGAUGGCCAAGGGCCCGUUGGUGAUUGAGAGCAAGACGAUUAGGGCGAUGGCCGCGGACGAUAAUGUCGCCAAGGUCUGGGGGGUAUAUGAGAACCAGCUCUUUGAUCUUACGGACUAUGUGUUCACGCUGUCCCAGCAAAUCAGCGCGCCGGAGUAUGCGUUCCUUGAUUCGGAUCUGGUGAAUGUGUUCAAGCAGCGCUCAGGACAAGAUAUCACCGCCCCGCUGAACGCUGUGCUGGACUCGUUUAACUCGACGUACCGCGCGCAGCACACGUCGUGUUUGAAGAAUGUGUUUUUGGCGGGUGAACCGGAUUUUAGGAAGAGCGCGAGGUGUCAGGUGCAGAAUUAUUUGUUGAUUGUGUUUUCGGUUAUUAUGAUGGCGUCGAUUUUGGUUAAAUUCCUCGCUGCACUCCAACUCGGCUCGCGAAGACAACCCGAACUCCAAGACAAAUUCGUCUUAUGCCAAGUACCAUGCUACACAGAAGGCGAAGACUCGCUCCGGCGCACCAUCGACUCGCUCGCCGCGCUAAACUACGACGACAAGCGCAAGCUCAUCUUCAUCAUCUGCGACGGGAACAUUAUAGGCCAUGGGAACGACCGGACGACGCCGCGGAUUGUGUUGGAUAUUCUGGGUGUGGAUGCGGGGGUGGAUCCGGAGCCGUUGCUUUUUAAGAGUGUGGGUGAGGGAUCGAAGGCGUUGAAUUAUGGCAAGGUUUAUUCGGGCCUUUAUGAGUUUGAGGGGCAUAUUGUUCCAUACAUGGUCGUAGUCAAAGUCGGCAAACCGACCGAACGCUCCAAGCCGGGAAACAGGGGCAAACGCGACUCGCAGAUCCUCGUCAUGCAUUAUUUGAACAGGGUGCAUUUCGAUGCGCCGAUGUCGCCGUUGGAGCUGGAGAUUUAUCAUCAGAUGCGGAAUGUGAUUGGGAUUGAUCCGGCGUUUUAUGAGUAUAUUUUUACGGUGGAUGCUGAUACCACGGUGACACCCGACUCGCUGAACAGACUUGUUGCGUGUAGCGCAGACGACUCGAGUAUCAUUGGAAUCUGUGGAGAAACGAAGCUGACGAACGAGGACGGGUCGUGGUGGACAAUGAUCCAAGUGUACGAAUACUACAUCUCGCACCAUCUAUCCAAAGCAUUCGAAUCCCUCUUUGGAUCCGUAACUUGUCUCCCAGGGUGCUUCUCGCUCUACCGCAUCCGCACAGCAGAUAAAGGACGGCCCAUCAUAAUAUCCAAUCGCAUCAUCGAAGAAUACGCCGAACCGAACAUUUUUAACGACGCUUUUGAUGAAACAUUUUCCGACGUUCAAGACCAAGUUUACGCCGGAUGCGACGGCGCAUACGAUGGCGCCGGAGAGUUGGAGGAUUUUGUUUUCGCAGAGGAGGAGAUGUUGCCUGCUACGGUCGUCUAUCUCAUUUACCUAGUCAUCGUCGUCGCACUUAAAAAAGCCGCGUUGCCUACGAUCGCGCUUAUCAUGUUGGCUGUCACGUAUGGUUUACAGGCGUUGAUUUUCAUUAUCAAGAGAGAGUUUAUGCUUGUUGGGUGGAUGAUUGUGUAUCUCCUUUCGUACCCAGUGUACAGCUUCUUCCUCCCGGUAUACUCGUUCUGGUGCAUGGACGAGUUCAGCUGGGGUAAUACCCGUGUGGUGAUUGGAGAAGGGAAGGAGAAGAAGGUUAUUACGAAUGAGGAUGAGAAGUUUGAUGAGUCGAUGAUUCCUCUUAAGAAAUUCAGCGAGUAUGAGGCGGAGGCUUGGGAGACUGCUACGCGGCACUCGGACGAUACGGGGUAUGAUAGCAAAGCGCGCUCGAAAUCGCACGGACAAGGUCAACAUGCCCAGCGCUCGCGCGACGCCUCGCCCCAUGCAAACGCCAACGCGUACAACUCGGCAUCGCAGUCGGGCGAUUAUUACCGCGAUACGAAUGUGAUGAUGCAGAUGCAGAGGACGGGUGGGAGUCAGCUUUCGCAUAGUAAUGUGUCGAUGCAUCUUGCUGGGCAGCAGCAGCAGCAACAACAACAACAGCAGCAGAUGCAACAGCAGCAGCAGACGAUGUCGCAGUAUGGGAUGCCGCAGAUUCCGCCGUUUAUGCCGUUUGGCCAGGGUCCGGGGUCCGUUGCUGGGUCUGAUUACGCGCAUAACGCGGGUGUGGGUGUGGGUGGCAUGGGUAUGCUCCCGCCGUUGGGGUACCAGAAUUCAGGGACGAUGUCGAUGUAUGGGAUGAUGCCGCCGAGUCUUAACCCUAUGAUGACAGGUGGAGCGAUGUCGUUGUUCGGCGCUGGAGGUGCUAUUGGUGGUGGUGGUCUUGGUGGUGGUGCAGGGGGAGGGGGAGGAGGGGGUAGUGUGAGCGGAUCACAAUCCGGUCAUGGGCAUGGGCUAGGUGGAGGAGCGAUGCCCCCGACGCUGCCGCAGACUCUUAAUAGGCCGAUGUCGACGUUCUCGAUGGCGACGAGCGUUAACCCGUUCGCGGGCCCUAGUUUGAACCCGAAUCCAUCGGACGAUGAGCUGUUCAGUGCGCUGAGGAAUUAUUUGAGUACGCAGGAUUUGAUGUCUGUUACUAAAAAGACUGCACGAGAGGCGAUUGCGGCGAAAUUCCCAAAGGCGGAUAUGGCGUCCCGAAAAGAGUUUUUGAAUCAGUCGAUUGACAAGAUUCUCUCUGAAUCAUAG
This is a messenger RNA of Psilocybe cubensis, 6060 nucleotides long. RefSeq lists its product as uncharacterized. Gene Ontology annotation, cellular component: myosin complex; cell periphery; cell septum. The transcript is spliced from 12 exons. Gene Ontology annotation, molecular function: chitin synthase activity; cytoskeletal motor activity; ATP binding. The coding region runs from base 1 to 6060 and encodes 2019 amino acids. NCBI's taxonomy places the organism in Eukaryota, Fungi, Basidiomycota, Agaricomycetes, Agaricales, Agrocybaceae. The record is from RefSeq and is a predicted model, not a curated record.